UCAAUUCAGAGGUUCGUGUGUUUUACAACCUUUAUUUUUUUAAUUGUGGUAUAGGUAUAUGGUGCAGUGGUUCGAAGUUGGUGUGCUAUCGAAGCGCUGCUUGAUGGGAUUGCCAUUUUUAUUAAUAAUAUUUGGUUCAUGUUUCAAGAGGAGCACAUGUUAUUACAUAUUCUCAUUUAUUUUUACAGCAAGAACAAUACUGCUCCAUGAGGUAAAAUGAUGGCUGACAGAUCUUAUAGAAACUUUACAAAUUACUCUGCUUAUUAUUAUACUGGUUUGGACAAAGUUAUUAUCCGCAUCAUUAUGCCGAUCGUGGUCACCAUAGGUAUCAUCGGCAACAUAAUGACAAUUAUCGUGAUUGCAAGUAAAAAAUGCAAGUACACAUAUUUUAACAUAUACCUUGCAAACUUGGCAGUAGCUGAUACUUUGUACUUACUAGUGGCACCUACUUGGAUUUGGAACUCUUAUGUUAAAAGUCCGAUACAUUAUGUUUAUGACAUGGGUGAAGGGAGUGAUUGGUUUUGUCCGUUCUUUUUUUAUACAAUUGGAGUAGCGACAACAGUCGCACUUUUCACAAUUUUUUGGCUGUCCGUUGAACGUUAUAUUGCAAUUUGCAAACCAUGGAAGUUCAGAAAAAGCGGAUUUGGAAUUAGUUCAAGAUCUAUAAAGAUCUGCGGCAUCAUCUGGCUCUUAGGCUUGUCUUUGAUGGCAAAGCAUCUCACCUUAUCUUCUACAAAAUUAAUUGUUGAAGGUCUAAAUUUUACAAGGUGUGAACCUAGUGAACUGCAUUUCAACAUUUUACUGUUCGUAGAACUACCUCUAAUCAUUUUAGCUGUCAUAGUCGUGGUAGUUCUUUAUACAUUGAUGCUGAUCUCAUUACGAAAGGCACUUGUUAUUUCAGCUAAUUCGACCGUAAAGAAAUCCAGAUCUAAAUCGGAAAUGAAAAUUUUUCUGACAUUAGUUGUGACUGUCAUUGUUUAUAUUGUUGGUAUCUACCCAAAAUAUAUAUAUAGGUUAUUGCUCAGAUAUGAAAUUGCAGACAACAUUUCAACAAUGACAAUCUUUGACCUUAUGUGUAUCAUAAAUUCGUCGGUGAAUCCGUUGAUAUAUAAUGUAAUGAACGACACCUUCAGACUAGCUUUUCGUGACGUAUAUUGCAAAAGAUGUAAUAAAAGGUGAAUUCUGUUAGCAGCGGCUGCCGCCGAAUUGAGAGGAGGCAGAGGGGCCCGAUGGGAAUCCUCGUCGGGGAAAAUGCAAUUAUUUCGACUUGCAACACUGCUGUUAAAAAAACUUUUUUGCAGUAUCAGGGUGCCAUUUAGCAUAUAGAGGUGCAUAUUCUUUUUUAAACCCCCAGUAUGGACGUUUAAAAACAUCUCGUCUUAAUGAGACUGGCCUAUAGUAUGUGUAUUCAUAAUGUAAUUUAUUUAGGAAUCGCUUAAAAAGCAUCUUUCACUAUUUUACUGAUUAAAAUUGCUGUAUAAUACUUCCUUAUUAGCUGCUAUCACGACUCGCAGAUAAAAAUACGACAAUAAUACUUUCACUAAGAAAAAAGCAAGAAUAAUAAAAUUGUAAGUUAUGCACUGAUAUAGAAUGAUAAAUUUUACUUUAGUAUGCUAUUGUCAAUGAUAUUUUAAAAAAAUCCAAAUACUUUUAAAUGUCAUAAGUUGAUGUCUUUUAAUGACUGUACUCUUGUAUGUAAUGCAUACAAAAUAUCUGUAUUUAGCGUGCUCAAGAAGAUGUGAUUUACUUCUCCCGCUUUAUGAAAUGUUUUAUUUUAAUGUUAUAAAAGGGCCAAGGCCUAAAUGCACAUUAAUCUCCUUGGGGUCUAGGCUGACGAACGAACCAACAAACAUAUCAGCCUAACACAAUUCGAAUCUCUAAGCCCAUGUAUUGUAUUAAAUUUAAAUAUCUAUUCCAAUAUGCUGUCAGGUUUUAUCUGCAUCAAAAAAAUGACAAAAAUGUCUUCAAUGAAUUAUCGAAAAAGCAGUUUUUAGAGAAACUAGAAUAAAAUUAUUAGGUCAAAAAUUGAUGAAAGUAUGUUCAUAACAAAAAUUAGAUUAAUUUUAAUGUUUUAGUUUCCUGAAAAGCGCUGCCAGUCUCACUACAAUCUUAUUAUUGUAUUGUCAAUUUGUCUCAACAACAUUGGCCGUAUUCGAAUGGUUGAUUUUCGUUAAAAGCAUAUAGGCCCUAGCUGGUUAAAACACGCCUGCCUGACUCAACAAAUGGCUGCCGCGUAGUUACCACGAUACACACUAAGAUAGUCAAGUUUACUUCGGCUAGUGGGUUUUAUUAUAAAUUAUUUUUAUGUACUUAUGGAAUUCUGUUAGCCUUAUUUAUUAUGUGGGCAAUUAUAAAUUUAUGAAAUUUAAUCUAAAUUCUAUUUAACGCAAAUAUUUUUGUAAAACUGACUAAUCGACCAUAUUUGUUUUUGUCCCAUGAAUAACUUAUUGGAUGAAUAACGCACUCUGCCGUACGUUAAUUUGCGUUUUCAACGAAGUCUAUUUUACAUUUUACGAACAAGCCGAAUAAAAAUCGUUGUAUCGAAACAACCAAUCGAAUACGGCCAUUUUAAAGACACAGAUCACAAAAACAAAUCAUUUUACGCUGAUUUCAUUAACUGUUUUCGGCGGACGACGUAAACGUUCCCAAAUACUCGCGAGUUAUCUGGAUGUUUUGGGUUCGAUUCCCACCCUAAUCACCUGCGAUUUUUUUUUUUCGCGAGCUGAGUAUUCGGUACGAAAACGCGUCAGGUAGGGCAAAACAUCACUGAUAUGAUAUUUUCCUGAUGCAAACUCAAUCGAAAUUGCAUUUGGAACAAAAAUUCAACGAUGAGCGAUGAAAUGGGGAAAAUACGGUAACCAGUGGCGUCAUACGCUUGGGCGCUGACGGGGGACGGAGCGCCAGGUCCCCAGGCACUAGGGGCCCCGACAUUGUAGUUUAAAAAAAAAAAUAAUAAUAAAUUGCUUAACUUGUACGUAGCCUAAAUAAAAAUCCCCAGAUAUUUUAAAAUAAUAAUGAUAAUUUUUAUUAGUACACAAAA
Molecule: messenger RNA, 3040 nt
Organism: Anneissia japonica
Lineage: Eukaryota; Metazoa; Echinodermata; Crinoidea; Comatulida; Comatulidae
Product: kappa-type opioid receptor-like
Exons: 1
Coding region: 217-1179 (320 amino acids)
Biological process (GO): G protein-coupled receptor signaling pathway
Cellular component (GO): plasma membrane
Molecular function (GO): G protein-coupled receptor activity
Source: RefSeq, a predicted model, not a curated record